This is a messenger RNA of Temnothorax curvispinosus, 2508 nucleotides long. RefSeq names its product modular serine protease-like. The coding region runs from base 115 to 2133 and encodes 672 amino acids. Lineage: Eukaryota; Metazoa; Arthropoda; Insecta; Hymenoptera; Formicidae. The transcript is spliced from 8 exons. Gene Ontology annotation, biological process: proteolysis. Gene Ontology annotation, molecular function: serine-type endopeptidase activity; protein binding. The record is from RefSeq and is a predicted model, not a curated record.
GUCUCGUGGUAUCCAGUAUUUCCAGUGGAGGGUCGCAGUGACUGGUCGAGCGCCGAGAUAUAAGGAGGAUUGCGGAUUGCAAUUCCUGACAUUUCGUAUACGGUGUGCUUUACCAUGCGGAUUGUUCAACGGAUUCCAACAUUACUAAUAAUUGUUUACGUGUGCAUUGGUUCUGUCUAUACACAAACAGAUGAUUGCGGACCACAGACACAGACAUUUCAAUGUAGCAAUGGAGAAUGUAUAGCCAGCGCGUUAUUAUGCGAUGGCAAAACGGACUGCAGGGAUUUAUCCGACGAGACAGAGGCCGCAUGUAAAGGGCCACACAUUUUCUGUCAUAACAACGCCUUUCGUUGUAAUUAUGGUGCCUGUAUAGACAGAGACUUGAUGUGUAACGGCGUUUCCAACUGCGCCGACAACAGUGACGAAACGCAGCCCCAGUGCUUAAGAAAUACAACGAAAAGAUGUAUACCGAAUGAGUUUCAGUGUGACAACGGCCAGUGCAUUUCUAGCGACAAUGUGUGUGACGGAACUCGAAAUUGUGCGGAUGGUUCUGACGAAACAUCUAAGAUAUGCCAAUCGUUAAAUUGUCCUUCGACAGCUUUUCGUUGUGCUUAUGGAGCUUGUAUCGAUGGUGAUCUACGAUGUAACAGAGUAGACGACUGCGCCGAUGGUUCAGACGAGGACCAGAGAUUAUGUAGGACUGGAUGGCCGGUAGUUUUACCGUCGGUGCGACCAACAACGGGAACUACACGAUCGCCACCGACUCCUGCACCAACACGUCCUUCUGGAACACCUUCUGGCACAAACACUUGCAAAGCACCUCCGCAACCGCAAAACGGUCGCUGGAAGUUACAUCGAUCGCAGUGCCCAGAUAGACAGGACUGUAACGUUCCAGAAGGAACGGAACUGGGAUUAGGAUCUUAUCUCGUCUACUCUUGUGAUUCGGGAUAUAAAAUAAGAGGUUCGCCCGACGUUAGCUGCAGUAUCGGGGGAAAAUGGCUUAAUAUACCAAUUUGCAAAGCAAUACUCUGCAAAGCUUUAGCCGCACCAUCAAUCAAAUCUGAAUGUCGGUACGACGAUGAAUGGAUAUCAUGCAAAUCUCCAGUUCCACCAAGAACAAGAGCAACAUUGUCAUGUGCAAACAGUUAUCGACCUGAAACUAAUCAACAUCUACUGUCCGGACAAGGAACGAACGUGAGAUGUAAAGCGAAUGGUGAAUGGGAACCAGAACCUAUGCGAUGUGUUCCAGUAUGCGGCACUCUACCUCUCAAUUAUCAACCGACCGUUGUAGGCGGUGUUAGACCGAAUAUCACGGAAUUUCCGUGGCACGCCUCGAUGUAUCGCGAUGAACCAGGCGAGCCAAAGAAAUACUUCUGUGGAGCGUCUAUCAUUCAAGAAAAUCUCUUGAUAACGGCAGCUCAUUGUGUAUACGACGAGAACAAUAGGCAACCGAUUGAUGCCAACAAAAUUUAUAUAUUAUCGGGAAACCUUUUUCGCGAUUACAAUAAUCCCUUUCACGAUCCAAAUCUCGUUAAAAGAAAUCAGGUGAAACGUAUUUACAUCGCACGAGAUUAUCUAGGAUACAUAGGAAAUUACCUGUGGGAUAUCGCGGUAUUAGAACUCGUCACACCAUUUGUAUUGUCAUCCUAUUUAGUUCCUGCGUGCAUAGAUACUUUAAGCUUUGGGAGUGUAUUGGAACCGGGUACUUAUGGAAAGGUAGCGGGAUUUGGUAGAACCGCAACUGGUGAAUCCAGCGCAGUUUUACAGGCUCUGACAGUGCCCGUAAUCUCAGUCAGCCAGUGCAGGUCCGCGAGCCAAAGUGUUAAUACGGAACAAUAUAUCACCAACGAUAAGUUUUGCGCAGGCUACACAAAUGGUUCUUCCGUUUGUGAUGGUGACAGUGGCGGCGGAUUAGUCUUUAAAACCAAUGAUUUGUGGUAUCUCCGAGGUAUCGUUAGCGUUUCUCUCGGCACGAUAAAAGAGGGUGGAAGUUUUCAUUGUAACUACAACUUGUAUUCCUUAUAUACAGAACUCUCCAGGCAUAUUUCAUGGAUACAAGAUGUAAUUAUCAAAAUAGAACAAAAUCAGACGCAUAUAUUAUGCACAGAACAAUCUUCAAUAAGAUGUUCCUAAAUUUAUUGAUAGAAGUACCGAUUAUUAUGUGCAAUCACCGAAAAAAAGCAUUUACCUUGUGUGCGCCAUGUAUAGUCUACAUUAUACUUGAUAAUUAUCUCUAUUUUUUUUAUUGAAUGCGUAAUUAUGUGAAGUUGCAACUCUGUUGAACAAUUAAAGACUUGAGAGAUAAUUUCUUGUACGUAUGUGAUAAAUGAAAUUAAUUUCACAAUUCUAGCUGUGCUUGUUAUUUUAUGGGUUUUAGAAAUUCUUAUUACUUUAAUACAUAAAUGUAGGUAGAAGACGGAAAAAAUGGAUGAACAGAUAAUAGAAAUUUAAAUCCCAUACAUAUUUUAAUUAAUUUUAUAUAUGCCAAGUUGUACAAAACAGAAUAAA